UAUCACAAACUUAUACUUAAGAGAACAACACACCUAGAACUACAUCCAAAGAUCAUACUCUAGGAAAAGAGAGAAUAUCUUCUUCCAUUCCAUGGAUAUAGAAGCAGCAGCCUCCACUAAUGUGGGAGCAGCAGCAACAAAUUAUAACCAUGGAACAGGAAAUCAUCAUAACAACCUAGUAGUACAAAAUGAUCGUGAAGAUGAUCUUCCAAAAACAGACAACCCCAUUACUAAAAAAAUAGUGAUAGAUUGGAAACUCAUAUUGUUAUGUCUCUUGUUUGCUUUUGGUUACAUAGGAGGACCCAUAUUGCAGAGACUAUACUUCACUCACGGCGGAGGCCGUAAAUGGUUUAUGAGUAUGUUACAAUGCGUCGGCUUCCCGGUGUUAGUAGCUCCACUUUCUUAUAUUUACAUAAAGAAAGUAAACGGACCAUCGUAUGAUGCUUCAUGGGUUUUCUUAAUGGAACCAAAGCUAUUCAUAUAUAGUGCACUACUUGGAGUUGCGCUAGGAUUGGAUAACUACAUGUACUCAGCUGGUCUCUUUUAUCUUCCUGUCUCAACUUCAUCACUCUUGUUCUCUACCCAGCUUGCUUUUACAGCUAUAUUUGCUUUCAUAAUUGUGAGACAGAAAUUCACAUUUUAUUCAUUCAAUUCAGUAGUUCUGAUGACUCUUGGAUCUGUUGUUUUGGCAUUGAAUACUGGUAGUGAUAAGCCUCCUGGUACUACUCAGCAACAAUAUUACAUUGGAUUCGCUUUAACUAUUGCCGGUGCUGCUUUAUUAGGACUCGUUUUGCCUUUGGUUGAACUUUCUUACGGGAGAAGUAGUAAACCUAUCACUUAUUCUGUUGUCAUGCAGUUUCAGUUUGUCUUGAGCUUGUUUGGUACUAUUGCUACCAUGAUUGGGAUGGCCAUCAACAACGAUUUUCAGGUUAUUCCAAGAGAAGGAAGAGAUUUUGGUUUGGGCCAAGGGAAAUAUUAUUUGCUGAUAGUUGCACUUGCAGUUGUUUGGCAGCUCUUCACUAUAGGAUUUUUGGGACUCAUCUACUGCACAUCAUCUCUUUUUGCUGGAAUUUACACUACAUGUUUACUCCCAUUCACUCAGGUCGCCGCGUCAAUUGCUUUCCAGGAGAAAUUCACCAGCCAAAAAGGAAUGUCACUUGCGCUAUGUUUGUGGGGUUUCGUUUCUUACUUUGCAGGGGAAUACAAGAAAUCCAAGAAACCACAGCCCAUUGCAUAUGAUAAAGACAAGUCAGAACUUUCAGAUAAUGAUGCAUAAAAACGUUAAUGGAAGGAAGUCCAUAAAACGUCAUAUAAGUAGCUUGAUUUAUAUUUGUGGUUAAUAUGAAUACAAGAAUCUCAUUUUUCAUUUUUCUGUAACAAUUUUGAGUAAUAAAACAUGAUCUAAUUCUUGGUCA
Molecule: messenger RNA, 1415 nt
Organism: Papaver somniferum (opium poppy)
Lineage: Eukaryota; Viridiplantae; Streptophyta; Magnoliopsida; Ranunculales; Papaveraceae
Product: purine permease 3-like
Exons: 2
Coding region: 92-1276 (394 amino acids)
Cellular component (GO): membrane
Molecular function (GO): purine nucleoside transmembrane transporter activity
Source: RefSeq, a predicted model, not a curated record